This is a messenger RNA of Caenorhabditis angaria, 2228 nucleotides long. NCBI's taxonomy places the organism in Eukaryota, Metazoa, Nematoda, Chromadorea, Rhabditida, Rhabditidae. The record is from the annotation of a GenBank genome assembly.
AUGAAUUUGAUUCUGGAGAAAAUGUCAUCGCCGAAAAUGGCAAUGACAUUAUCGGUGACCGCUUUGGUUUAUACAUCGCUGAUUUGUCCGCUGAUCAUCUUGCAGAUCUUUAUUUUGAAUCAACCUGCGAUUCAGAAAAAUGUCGAUUGCCCGGUUGGUUUUCUAGCGUUUCUGAAAAUUCUACAGUAAUCUAGUUUGACACGUGGAAAAUUGUAACAAGAAUCUGAAUUAUAUAUUUUUUGUUUUUGCCACGUGGAAGAGUACUGUUUUUUUUCUGUGGAAAUUUAAUUGAAUUUCCAAAAAGUGUAAUAGGUCCAUUUGGAACUACAGUAAGAACUACAGUACUUUUUUAUCUUAAUUUUUUAUUUCGAAUUAAAAAAAGAUAAAAAACUUCUCAUGUUCCUUUCUUUCAAAAAAAAUACUGUAGAAAAAAUUGAAUUUUGAAACUUAUAUCAAUAAAUCUGAAAAUUUAGUUGAACUACUAGUAAUCUUCAAGGUUUUGGCCACGUGGAAUAUUAUUGUUUUUUUCUGGAAAUUUGAUUGAAUUUCCAAAAGCUGUGAUAAUUCCAUUAAAAACUACAGUAAGAACUACAGUAGUUUUUUUUAAUCCUAAUUUUUUAUUCCGAAUUUAAAAAAAGAUCAAAAACUUCUCAUGUUUCUUUAACGUUCCUUUCUGAAAACUUAGAGCCUUAGAGCUAGAUACAGUAAUCCUAUAGAGCUUUUUCUUCCCGCUACAGUAACCCUUAUCAGUAAUUUUAUAUAGUACUCUAGUUACUACAGACUAUACUCUAGUUUCUCCUUUAAAAAAUGCCACGUGGAAAAUUAUCGAUUUUUUUCUUAUCGAAGUUUGUAACUUUAAUUUUUUCAGAGCUACAGUAAUCCUAGAGAGCUUUUUCUCCAAAUUUUGAUUUUUUAAAAAAUUAGAUUUACAAAAUGCUACGUGGCUAUUUUUUUCUGAAAAUAAUUGCCACGUCGAAGUUCACAUUACAGUAAACCAGAAGCCUCGGCUCUAGGCUCACUGAAAAAGCAAUAUUUUCAGAACCACAUGCGAGAACUAAAAACACGUCUAAAUCUAGUUCAACAACAUGCCAGCGACACAAUCCGACAGAAAAGAGAAUUAGCAAGUUGUUGUAUCGGACCACCUGGUCUCAAAGGAUUCGCCGGGAAAAAAUCACGAGAUGGUUAUGACGGAGAAGCCGGGCGAGAUGGAAAACCGGGAAGACCGGCUGAAAAUGAUCAAAGAUUGACGUGUCAACGAGAUUGUCCACAAGGAAGACCGGGAAGAGAUGGACAAAUUGGGCCGAAAGGUGAAAAGGGAUCGAGAGGGAGGAAUGGGAAACAGGGAACAGCGGCUGCACCGAGUAUUCGAGGAGAACCGGGUGCGAGAGGAGAGAAAGGAUUUGCUGGAGUGGCUGGGGAGGUUGGGGAAAGAGGAGAACCUGGAAGAGUUUAUCAAUCGGAUGGGCCACCGGGAAAAGAGGGAGAAGCUGGACCAAGAGGACCACCGGGGGAGAAAGGACGGAUUGGCAGAGAUGGAGAGGAUGGUGAGUUAAUUUGGGAAGGGGGAAGGGGGGUUAGGAGAUAGGAUACAGGGUCCAGUGACUUGGUCACGGCCUUUUACAGGGUGUAUCGAGAGAGAGAGACGCAGAGAAAACAAGAGAAAUCCAAAACAUAAAAUUCGAAAACAAUUUGAUCUAUCUUUUUGAAGCCAAACGCGGGAAACGUUUUUUAGUUUGAUAAAAUUUGAAAAACAUGUUUCCCGCGCUUUUGUUUUUCGAAAUGAACUUUCGUCAGAAAAACUUUGAAAAAAAUCAUCAAUUUUUGAGCAAACAGAAUUCUCCAAAGGAUAAUCUACCUUUGAAUUACUGUAGAUUUGUUGGAAAUCAGUUAACAAGCUAAAAAUUCAAUAAAAGCAAGUUAUCUUGAAUUUUAACACUGUUAAAAAUUCAUUUUAUUGAUUUUUUAACAGUGUUAAUUUUUGAAACUGUUAAAAAAUCUCCACAAAUCUAAUUUUUUUCAACAACUUCCGCCAACUCAAAUCAUUUCCAGGCUUUCCCGGAGAACGCGGCGAUCGCGGUUAUCAAGGAGUCAAAGGCGAACAAGGCCAGCGCGGGCUUCCGGGCCCGCAAGGUCCACCGGGAGACAAAGGAGAAGCGUGGCCUUGUGAAUCAUGUCCACCGCCACGUGUCUCACCAGGUUAUUAUACGAAUUCCAAGAAAAAACAAUAA